Musa acuminata AAA Group (dessert banana) is the source of this 1037-nucleotide messenger RNA. RefSeq lists its product as uncharacterized. The coding region runs from base 62 to 829 and encodes 255 amino acids. The transcript has 5 exons. Lineage: Eukaryota; Viridiplantae; Streptophyta; Magnoliopsida; Zingiberales; Musaceae. The record is from RefSeq and is a predicted model, not a curated record.
UUCAACCGCGGAAAACUAACGAUAUGAGUCUGGUUUGUUGGAGAGGCGCUGCAGCAGCGCGAUGAGUUUUUUGGCCGGGCGUUUGGCCGCCACCGAGGGGGCUUAUUUCCUCCACGAGUCGAAGAACGCCGUCGGGCGUCUCGCCCAGAAGCUUCCGCCGCCGCCGCCGCCCUCAGCUUCCGCCGAUGGCGUUAAGGCCUUGACGGAUGACGCCGUCGGGACCGCCGACGUUCUCCCGGAGAUCCUCCGUCACUCCCUCCCCAUCAAGGGAGCGGCGGUACCAGAACCAUCCUCCCUCUCGUUCUCCUCCAGAUGGCUCGUCCAUAGCUCGUCCUCCUCUUCCGCCCCUGUUCCAUCGGAUCCUCACAAUCCCCUCCGGUCUUACAUUUCUUUGCCGCAGGCCACCUUCGGACCUAAAAGAUGGCAAGUGCCACUUGAGCAACUAAACAUUUCAGCAUCUACCGCAAACGACUUGAGGCAUGAUAGAUAUUCACCUGCUGACUCAAAGAAGAUAAAGGCUGCAUUAGUGGGUUACUCACAGAUUGGAAAAGCAUUUGCUGUUGCUACAUCAAUAGUUUUUGGUGGUGCUACGAUUCUACUGGCUUAUGCAGCUAAUAGUCUACAGUUGCACAGUAUUGAUGAUAUAAAGACUAAAGGAAGAGAUCUAAUCCAGCCAGGAGCUGAUAUGGUGAAGGAGCAGAUGGGUCCAUUACGCAUUUGGGCGGAGAAAAUGUCGAGAAAAUGGCAUCGUGAAGUUGACGGUGAAGCUAAAGAGAAGACCAUCAUCAAGGAGCUCGCUAGAACUUUGGGGUCUAGAACGUCUAAUUGAUGCAUUUGGAUCAUUGUCUUGGGCGAUGUACUCUCGGACUCCGUAUGGACCGUAACAUGUAACCACCUGUGAUAUAAUGUCACCCAUGAUGUAAUCUAUAUACAAUAUUUUAUGUCGCUGCUUGUGCUUGUGAGGUAGAAUUUUGAUUAGGACAAGUUAACCUACAGUUCACGGAAAGUCGCAUUCGGAUGCAUGCUAUAGUUCACAA